Molecule: messenger RNA, 1005 nt
Organism: Colletotrichum karsti
Lineage: Eukaryota; Fungi; Ascomycota; Sordariomycetes; Glomerellales; Glomerellaceae
Product: ligninase lg6 precursor
Exons: 4
Coding region: 1-1005 (334 amino acids)
Biological process (GO): hydrogen peroxide catabolic process; cellular response to oxidative stress; response to reactive oxygen species
Molecular function (GO): heme binding; peroxidase activity
Source: RefSeq, a predicted model, not a curated record
AUGCGCACCUCAUCCCUCCUCGUCGCCGGCCUCUUGGCACUCUCCCACGCCGCGACGCUCCCGUCCCCCAACUCCCCCGUCAACGAUCUCGUAGCCCGCAAGGGCGGAAGCGACGACGGCGGCAGCAGCGGAAAGGGCAAAGGCUCCGGAGACAGCAGCGGCAGUGGCAGCUCCACCAACCAAUGCACCGUCUGGCAACAGGUCAACAAGGACCUGAACACGCGCUUCAUGGCCGGAGACCAGUGCAACGACCUCGCGCGCGCCGCCAUCCGCGCCAUCUUCCACGACUGCGGCUCGUGGGACAACUCGCAGGGCUUCAGCGGCGGCUGCGACGGGUCCCUCGUCCUGGGCAAGAGCUCGACGGCGGGCGACCCCGACGAGCUUUUCCGCCCGGAGAACAGGGGGCUGCAGACCAUCGCCAAGGUCCUGCAGGACAUGGCGGGGACGUAUGGGACGAGCGUUGCUGAUAUGAUUGUUUUUGCUGGAAAUGCCGCGAUUUUCUUGUGCCCUGGAGGUCCCAAGGUGAAGACCUUCGUCGGCAGGAAAGACAGCACCGCCAACGCGAAGCCGGGCGGUCUCCCCGACGUCUUCGGCAGCGCGCAGAGUCUGUUUGCCCUCUUCGCGGCGAAGGGAUUUUCGGCUGAAGACUUGGCUGCUCUCCUCGGUGCUCACAGCACGUCCACUCAGAACUUCGUCGACCCCAAGCAAGCGAACGCGUCUCAAGAUUCCACUCCUGGCAAGUGGGAUGUCAACUACUACUCCGAGACCUACAACUACGCCGUGCAGAAGGCUCCCAAGCAGGCCCCCCCGGGUGUCUUCGUGUUCCCCUCUGAUGAGAAGCUCGCUACGGACACGGACACCGGAGUUGGCAAGAAGUUCCAGGGUUUCAUUGGUAACCAGAACAAGUGGGCCAGCUCAUUCUCCAACGCGAUGGAGAAGAUGGCACUCUUUGGCAACAACAAGGGAACUAUGACUGACUGCACCGACGCGAUUGCGAGGGUCUGA